This is a messenger RNA of Thunnus maccoyii (southern bluefin tuna), 2705 nucleotides long. RefSeq names its product adhesion G protein-coupled receptor E5-like. The record is from RefSeq and is a predicted model, not a curated record. Gene Ontology annotation, cellular component: membrane. NCBI's taxonomy places the organism in Eukaryota, Metazoa, Chordata, Actinopteri, Scombriformes, Scombridae. The coding region runs from base 289 to 2508 and encodes 739 amino acids. The transcript has 17 exons. Gene Ontology annotation, molecular function: G protein-coupled receptor activity; calcium ion binding. Gene Ontology annotation, biological process: cell surface receptor signaling pathway; adenylate cyclase-activating G protein-coupled receptor signaling pathway.
AUCUGAGAGAGGAGGAAAGCUGGUGAAGGUUCACACUUAUUUUGCCUGCCACAUACAGAAUCACCCUCCACAGAAAGGAUUUAUCUUUUUAGCGUUCUUUUUUUGUGUCUCAAACCUUGUGGAUUUCAUGGACCUUGGACUGUGAUUCCUUCUGAGAAGUCUGAACAAUACUUUUUAUUUCUUUAACUUUAUGAGAGGACCUAAAAUUUUAUUACAGGACAUCAAUCAGAUUUACAUUUAAUUCAUAGUUUUGAUAAAGUCAUCAGCUGUACGGGGAUAUAGUUUGACAUGGGGCCUGGGAAGGCGCUACUUAUCCUGGGCUUAAUGUGUAUGCUGGGGGAAUGUUUCUCCCAGUGUCCAGAUGGCUAUAACAAAAACGGCAAAAAAUGUAUAGAUAUAGAUGAGUGUGAAGAUUUCGAGGAACUAUGUGGGAACAACGCGGUGUGCUUCAACACAAAUGGCAGUUACUACUGUCAGUGCAAGGAUGGGUUUGCAAAUAUUAGAAACAAAGUUAACUUUACAACGGGAGAUGGAGCGUGCAAAGACAUUAAUGAGUGUUACAAUAACAAAGACAUCUGCGGUCACAAGGCAGAUUGUAUUAACCUGAUUGGGAGCUACAAGUGCAUCUGCCAUUCUGGGUACACUAAUCCCACCAAUAACCUCAAACACUGCAUAGACAUAGAUGAAUGCAAAGAAGCUGAAAUGAAAGACCUCUGUGGAAUAAAAGGGACUUGUAAAAACAUUAAUGGGAGUUACUGGUGCAUGUGUCCAAAAGGAUACACCCACUAUGGCCAUGAAAGUACUCCAUGCUCAGAACUUGACUGUGAAACCUUCCAAGCCAAUAGCAGACCUGCACAGUCUCUUGAAGGCCUGGUAGACAUUUUAUCCAUGAUGAGAAACAACUGUUUGGCUCUGUCUAACCCACACAAUGCUAGUGAGGGGAAGACUGAUGGAGAAGUGCUACUGGAGAAAUUUCUCAUCGCCACUGAGGCCAUCCUGUCCCCUGGUCACCUGAACCACAGGGAAGACAUGAGUGCUUUUCUCCAAACGGUGGAGGAGUCCAUUAGGCUCAUUGGUCCACAGCUCAAAGACAGCAUUACUGAGAUGGAGACCACUGAGAUAGUAGGUGCAAAGAUUGCAGUUCAGAGGGGAAAGACUCAACCCACUGGACCAAUCCUUCUGACCAAUGAAAAUGCUCGUCUCGACACUGACUGGACAACAGCAGCUGGGACGGGAACAUAUCCUGGCUUUGCUCUGGCUGCAUUGUUGACCUACAAGAACCUUGAGAAAUUUGUUAACAACUCCUUUGAGGAGCUCAAAGGACAUGAAAAAAAUGGCAAAAAUCCCUCCUCCUUCAAGAUCUCCUCUAAAGUUGUGUCUGUUGUGGUCUCCAACCCGUCCACUCAGAACCUGAGCAGCCCUGUGAACAUCACACUCAGACAUCUAAACGAGACAGUGGAGUCCUCUGAGGUGGAAUACAUCUGUGCACACUGGAAUGACAGAGGGGCCUGGUCCGAAGAGGGUUGCCAUCAACAACAAACCAAUGCCACACACAGUGUUUGUACAUGUGAACUUCUGAGCAGCUUCGCUGUGCUUAUGGCCCUCUAUCCCAUGAAGCAUCCCUUUGCGCUCAUACUGAUAACAAAGAUAGGGCUGAACAUGUCCCUGAUGUGUCUGGUACUGUGCAUCCUGACGUUCAAGUUCUGCCGCUCCAUACAAGGGACACGCACCACCAUCCACUUGCACCUCUGUGUCUGCCUCUUCGUGGCUGACCGCAUCUUUCUGGCCGGCAUUUCGAAAACCGAACCUGUGGGCGGCUGCAGGUUUGCUGCAGCAAUGCUCCAUAUCUUCUUCUUGGGAGUGUUUAUGUGGAUGCUACUGGAAGGGGUGCAGCUGUACCGCAUGGUGGUCCUGGUGUUCAAUGCCACCAUUCGGCCCCUAUACUUAUUCAUCGCUGGUUAUGGGACACCCCUUGUUAUCGUCAUCAUAUCGGCCAUCGUUAAUCCCAAGGGCUACGGCACUAAGGAGCACUGCUGGCUGUCACUGACAGACGGCUUCAUCUGGAGUUUCUUAGGCCCUGUGUGCUGCAUCACCUUCCUCAACAUCUUCUUUUUCAUCAUCACCAUCUGGAAGCUCGCCCAGAAGUUCACCAGCCUCAACCCAGACCUCUCUGAACUUAACAAAAUUAAAGCUUUCACAGUGACAGCUAUUGCCCAGUUGUGUCUACUGGGUCUGACGUGGGUGUUUGGUUCCUUCCUGUUCAAAAAGUACAUUGGUACAACAGUGGCAGCAUAUAUCUUUACUAUCCUCAACAGCCUGCAGGGAGCACUGAUUUUUGUCAUGCACUGCCUGCUGUCUAAACAGGUUAGAGAGGAGUAUGCCUAUUUUCUCUCCUGUUUCUGCACACCACAGAAGAAGAGAUACUCGGACUUCAGCAGUACCAAUCCUUCCAGUAGUCAGUCACGAGGUUCUCAGAGUGGGCAGCACACCGGAGAAUUCCAAAUAUGAAGAGCUAAAUCUCUUAUUCUACCCCAAAGACAGACUAUCACACUUUAGCAAAUCUGGGACAGGCAAGCCCUGAUUUUAAAGUUUUGGCUCACUUUAAAUAAAAAUCCAGUCAUUAUUAAUUCACCUUUAUGAAUUAAACUCUGUUUCUGUUGUACCAUUAAACCAGUGGUUCCGAACCUGGGGGCUAGUACCCCUCC